Molecule: messenger RNA, 2022 nt
Organism: Paramisgurnus dabryanus
Lineage: Eukaryota; Metazoa; Chordata; Actinopteri; Cypriniformes; Cobitidae
Source: RefSeq, a predicted model, not a curated record
UCAACUAGUGGUGAGUUUAAUUUUUCAUUUUUAGAUUAUUAAAUCAGCAUGCAGAUCAGUAGCAAUAUUGAUAAUGACAAACUGAUGUUAAAGUUUUGGGUUGCACAGGUUUGUAAAGGUCUCGUUCUACGAGCCGGGACAGUUCAAGUAGUCGUUCGUCCAGGUCCGUGGGACGGGACAGUUUAAGUACUUGUGUACCCAGGUCACAGGCUGUGGAGAGUAGGUCCAUAGAUGGUCUUACACCUGCAAUUUCCAGUUGUAAUAGGGCUGUGCCAACCACAUACCCACUACCAGAAGCGAGUUUGUCAGCUGGCAAGAGUGGGGGGGAAGAUGUAAAAGAUUGCACACACAAAGUGCUGGACAGGGUCUUCACCAAUCAACUAAUGACCCUGUUCAACAUGAAGGGGAAGGGCAAAAAAGAAAAAAUUAAAUUUGAAGACAAGAAAUUGUUUUCAGCAAUUAAAGCUGCUGUCAUGGGCUUCGUUCAUACUGCAAACAUUAAUGCUCAAUUCCGAUUUUUUGAAAAAAUUCGAUUUUUUGGCAAGGCUAUUCACAUUUCCAAUUAAAUGCGACCUUUUGUGAUCUCCUGUGUGAACGUCAAAUGACCCAAAAGUGACCCGCAUGCGCAGAAGAGUACUCAACGGUCAACGACGUCACUCGUUGUUUGCGGAAGUAGUUAACGUAAAAAUGUAUGUCAACAACAGUGUUGUGAACAGCGGAGCUCUUUUUGCAAAGUUAUUUUCCCAACGGAGCCAGCACAGUUUCAAUCUUCUCGCUUUAAGAAGAAAAUUAAAAAGAAGGAGGAGAGCAAGGUUUUUGGCCAUGGCGUUUUGUGGAGCAGUGUUAGCAACGUCGGUACAGAGAAACGUGUGGGUGCGGAGUCGCAGCCAGGAGUGGUGGGAUACUGAUGUGAGUGGCUUAACUAAUACAGAAUUCAUCAGUAACUUUCGAAUGACCAGAUUCACAUUCGAUUAUGUUUGUGAGCGCCUCCGAUUAACUCUGUCACAGGAAGAGACAUGUCUGCGGCGGCCCAUAACAGUGCAGAAACGCGUUGGAGUUGGAGUGUAUUGGCUAGCAACAGGUGCGUGCUAUCGUACGAUAGCUAACUUGUUCGGCAUAGCCAAGUCUACAGUCUGCUCCAUUGUACACGAGUUCUGCGAAGCAGUUCGCCGUGUCCUCAUGCCCCAGUACAUAAAACUGCCCAAAGGGGAUGACCUGCAAGAGGUCAUUGAAGGCUUCCAGCAGAGAUGGGGUUUCCCUCAGUGUGGAGGAGCUAUUGAUGGGAGUCAUAUCCCCAUCAUUGCUCCAGAGGAUAACCACGCAGAGUAUUUCAACCGCAAAGGGUGGCACUCAGUUCUGCUCCAGGGUGUCGUGGAUCAUCGGUUUUGCUUCACCAACAUCUAUGCUGGAUGGCCAGGGAGUGUCCAUGAUGCGAGGAUACUCCGGAAUUCCCAUGUGUACUCACUCGCAGAGAGAGGGGAGCUUUUUCCACCCGACACUGAGGAGAUAAUGGGCGUUCAAGUGCCAAUCAUGCUGCUCGGUGACCCGGCUUAUCCCCUUCGAAGCUGGCUGUUAAAAGGAUACUGCGACACAGGGACCCUGACAGCUGAGCAGAAGUACUUCAAUGAGCACCACGGCAGAGCCAGGAUGACUGUGGAGUGCGCUUUCGGCCGACUGAAGGGCCGGUGGAGGUGCCUUGCUAAACGGCUGGAUGUGGACGUUUCCCUGGUCACCACCAUAAUCAGUGCAUGUUGCACACUCCACAACGUGUGUGAAAUGCACGGGGAGAAUUAUGAAGAGGCUGGUGGAACUGUUUCUCAUGUUCCUCAUGUUGAGAGAUGGGUUGAAGGAGGGGGAUUUGUAGAUGUGCAGCCAUCAAGAGUCAGAGAAGCACUGACUCAGCUUUUUAUUAGCCAACGUUGAGCCACAAACUGGGCUGUCACAAUAAUUACAAUAUCGUUCAACAUUUUGUACAAUGUUUAUCUGUACAUAUAUUUGUUAGUUAGUUUCUGUGUCAUUACA